AUGUCUUCCAAUGCCACCAACAAGAAAAUCGUCCUAGUCAUCGGUGCCACCGGCGCCCAAGGUGUUGCUGUCGUCGAUGCGCUCCUUGCCGCAUCCGCCGAUGGCUCGCCUUCUCCCUACGCCGUCCGCGCCUUGACUCGUGAUCCCAGCAACAGUCGCGCUCAAGAGCUUGCAGCCAGAGGCGUAGAGCUCUUCAAAGGCUCGUUGCACGACUUUUCCACUGUUCUUGCCGCCUUAGAGGGUGCCUGGGGAGCCUUCGUGAACACGGACUCGCAUACCGUCGGCGAGCAAAAGGAGGUCUUCCUCGGGAUGCGUAUCUUCGAGCUCGCGCAACAGGCGAAAACCGUCCGUCACUACGUCUGGAGCAACCUUGACUAUGUCGCUAAGAAAUCAGGCUAUGAUCCGAAGUAUAGGGUUGGGUUAUUUGAUGGCAAGGGCCGCGUUGCAGACUGGCUGAAAGCGCAGCCUUCCGUUGUCAGCGACAGCGACUUGUCUUGGAGCUGUCUCACCACGGCGCCUUAUAUGGAGAUGCUUAAAUCGCUAUUGUGGGGUCCUCUCACCCGCCGUGCUGAUGGCACGCUCGUUUUCGCGUUCCCUACCGGACAGGGCCGCGUCCCGAUGGUGUCCCUCAAGGACAUCGGCUUCUUCGCCCGCUACUCCUUCGACAACCGCGCCGAAGUCUCGGGAAAGGACCUCGAGAUCGCGGGCGACGUAGUCACGCUCGAGGACACCGUCGAGGCUUUCAAAAAGGCCACCGGGCUGCCGGCCGUCGCAGUGUACCUCACCGUUGAGGAGUGGUUCCGCAACUGGAAGAACACCGACUUCCCUGCUUCGAAGGGCGAAGAUCCGAUGACAUGGAAGGAGAGCUUCACGGGGUUCUGGUAUGUGUUCCGGGACGAUAUAACGAAGAGGGACAUGGCCUGGGUCCGCAAGGUCCACCCCAAGGUGCAGAGUAUUGAGCAGUGGAUGCGGGACGACAAGUACAGUGGGGAGCUGGAUCCGCUCUUGCUGAAGGGCUGGGAGAGCGACAGUCCUCUGGCUCCUGACUUAGAUCACAUUGCUGCAACUUUGGGAAAGGCGUAGUUAUUUAGUCUUGGCAAAAUUGACAGUGUAAUGUCGGCGCGCGGCGCACUUCCCGAUGCUUUCAAUGUAAAAUUUCGCGAGCUUCCAAAUCUCAGAUUCU
Messenger RNA from Phanerochaete carnosa HHB-10118-sp, 1183 nucleotides. RefSeq lists its product as uncharacterized. Lineage: Eukaryota; Fungi; Basidiomycota; Agaricomycetes; Polyporales; Phanerochaetaceae. Bases 1 to 1083 code for a protein of 360 amino acids. The transcript has 4 exons. The record is from RefSeq and is a predicted model, not a curated record.